Molecule: messenger RNA, 3731 nt
Organism: Saimiri boliviensis boliviensis (Bolivian squirrel monkey)
Lineage: Eukaryota; Metazoa; Chordata; Mammalia; Primates; Cebidae
Gene: CPXM2
Product: carboxypeptidase X, M14 family member 2
Biological process (GO): proteolysis
Molecular function (GO): zinc ion binding; metallocarboxypeptidase activity
Source: RefSeq, a predicted model, not a curated record
UUUCCUGGGCUUGGCUGCUUGGAACAUCUGCCUCCAAGGACCUGCCUCGGCGGGGUCGCCGGGAAAGGGAGGGAAGAAGGAAGGGCGGGGCCGGCCCCCCUGCGCCCGCCCCGCGCCUCCGCGCGCCCCUGUCCGCCCCGGCCCAGCCCAGCCCAGCCCAGCCCAGCCCAGCCCGGCGGGCCGGUCACACGCGCCGCUGGCCGGCCGCCUCCCUCGCACCGCCCGCCGCUGUGCUGUGCCCUGCGCCCCUGCCCUGCGCCACUCUCUGCGCCCACAGCCCACCCAGCGCUCCCGGUGACUGUGACCCUGGCCUGGGCGCGGGGCGGAGCGGGCAUGUCCCCCCUGGGGACCGCUGCCCUGGCGCUGGCUCUGGUGCUCCUGGCAGUGACCCUGGCCGGGGUCGGAGCCCAGGGCACAGCCCUCGAGGACCCCGGUUAUUACGGGCAGGAGAUCUGGAGCCGGGAGCCCUACUACACACGCCAGGAGCCCGAGCCCGAGCCCUUCUCUCCGCUGCUGCCUGCGGGGCCCGGGGAGAAGUGGGAGCCGCGCCCGCAGGAGCCCAGGCCGCCCAAGAAGGCCACCAAUCCCAAGAAAGCUCCCAAGAGGGAGAAGUCAGCUCCGGAGCCGCCUCUACCAGGUAAAAACAGCAACAAAAAAGGCAUGAAAACCAGGAGCUCCGAGAAGGCUGCCAGUGAUGAUCACCAUGUCCGUGCGGCGCAUGAAGAUGUCAGAGAGAGUUGCCCACCUCUUGGUCUGGAAACCUUAAAAAUCACAGACUUCCAGCUCCAUGCCUCCACGGCGAAGCGCUAUGGUCUGGGAGCGCAUCGAGGGAGACUCAACAUCCAGGCGGGCAUUAAUGAAAAUGAUUUUUAUGAUGGAGCAUGGUGCGCAGGAAGGAAUGAUCUCCACCAGUGGAUUGAAGUGGACGCCCGGCGCCUGACCAGAUUCACCGGUGUCAUUACACAGGGGAGGAACUCCCUCUGGCUGAGUGACUGGGUGACAUCCUAUAAGGUCAUGGUGAGCAAUGACAGCCAUACAUGGGUCACUGUUAAGAAUGGAUCUGGAGACAUGAUAUUUCAAGGAAACAGUGAGAAGGAGAUCCCCGUUCUUAAUGAGCUGCCCGUCCCCAUGGUGGCCCGCUACAUCCGGGUAAACCCGCAGUCCUGGUUUGAUAACGGGAGCAUCUGCAUGAGAAUGGAGAUCGUGGGCUGCCCACUGCCAGAUCCUAAUAACUAUUAUCACCGCCGGAACGAGAUGACCACCACUGAUGACCUGGAUUUUAAGCACCACAACUAUAAGGAAAUGCGCCAGUUGAUGAAAGUUGUAAAUGAAAUGUGUCCCAAUAUCACCAGAAUUUACAACAUUGGAAAAAGCCACCAGGGCCUGAAGCUGUAUGCUGUGGAGAUCUCUGAUCACCCUGGAGAGCAUGAAGUUGGUGAGCCUGAGUUCCACUACAUCGCGGGGGCCCACGGAAAUGAGGUGCUGGGCCGGGAGCUGCUGCUGCUGCUGGUGCAGUUUCUGUGCCAGGAAUACUUGGCCCGGAAUGCACGCAUCGUCCGCCUGGUGGAGGAGACGCGGAUUCACAUCCUCCCCUCGCUCAACCCCGAUGGUUACGAGAAGGCGUACGAAGGGGGCUCGGAGCUGGGAGGCUGGUCCCUGGGACGCUGGACCCACGAUGGAAUUGACAUCAACAACAACUUUCCUGAUUUAAACACACUGCUCUGGGAGGCAGAGGACCGACAGAACAUCCCCAGGAAAGUUCCCAAUCACUAUAUUGCAAUCCCUGAAUGGUUUCUGUCAGAAAAUGCCACGGUGGCUGCCGAGACCAGAGCAGUCAUAGCCUGGAUGGAAAAAAUCCCUUUUGUGCUGGGCGGCAACCUGCAGGGCGGGGAGCUGGUGGUGGCGUACCCCUACGACCUGGUGCGGUCCCCCUGGAAGACGCAGGAACACACCCCCACCCCCGAUGACCACGUGUUCCGCUGGCUGGCCUACUCCUACGCCUCCACGCACCGUCUCAUGACCGACGCCCGGAGGAGGGUGUGCCACACGGAGGACUUCCAGAAGGAGGAGGGCACCGUCAAUGGGGCCUCCUGGCACACCGUCGCCGGAAGUCUGAACGAUUUCAGCUACCUUCACACAAACUGCUUCGAACUGUCCAUCUACGUGGGCUGUGAUAAAUACCCACAUGAGAGCCAGCUGCCCGAGGAGUGGGAGAAUAACCGGGAAUCUCUGAUCGUGUUCAUGGAGCAGGUUCAUCGUGGCAUCAAAGGCUUGGUGAGAGAUUCAUACGGAAAAGGAAUCCCAAAUGCCGUUAUCUCCGUAGAAGGCGUUAACCAUGACAUCCGAACAGCCAACGAUGGGGAUUACUGGCGCCUCCUGAACCCUGGAGAGUAUGUGGUCACAGCAAAGGCUGAAGGCUUCACUGCGUCCACCAAGAACUGCAUGGUUGGCUAUGACAUGGGGGCCACACGAUGUGACUUCACACUCAGCAAAACCAACAUGGCCAGGAUCCGAGAGAUCAUGGAGAAGUUUGGGAAGCAGCCCGUCAGCCUGCCAGCCAGGCGGCUGAAGCUGCGGGGACGGAAGAGACGACAGCGCGGGUGACCCUCCUGGGCCCUUGAGACUUGUCUGGGACCCAUGCAAAUUAAACCAACCUGGUAGUAGCUCCGUAGUGGACUUACUCACUCUUGUUUCCUCUGUAAUUCAAGAAGUGCCUGGAAGAGAGUGUGCAUGGUGGGGCAGGUCCCAAAAGGGAAGGCUGGAGGCUGAGGCUGUUUUCUUUUCUUUGUUCCCAUUUAUCCAAAUAACUUGGACAGAGCAGUAAAGAAAAGCUGAUGGGAGUGAGAGAAUUCAGCAAAUCAACCUGGGAAUCAGAGAGAGAGAGAGAAAGAGGGGAGCCUGUCCGUUCAGGGCUUCCUGGCUGUACAGGAAAGGAUUCUGGUGCUUCCCCUGUUUGCGUGACAGCGGAGUUCCACAUGCAUUUGCAAUUUGCACAGCUAAAAUUGCAGCAUUCCCCCAGCUGGACUGUCCCAAAUGUUACCAUUUGAGAUGCUCCCAGGCAUCCUAAGAGAAUCCACUCCCUCUGGCCAUGGGACAUUCCAAGCUGCUACAAAUAAAUUCUGUGUUCUGUUGACAAUAGAGUCAUUGCCAAGUGAACAUCAGUGAGCCUCUUGAAUUGGUUUAGUCUCCUUUUCAACAAGGGAGUAUGUUCAUAAAAGGAGGGCGAGGUCAAGAUCGUUCAGGAGUUUGUUGGGCAGCAAGCAUGAAGCUUCUUGCACAAAUGGUGGGUUCAUAAAGAACCCCCAGACUCCCUGCUGAUCCAGUAGCCCUGGAGGCUCUCCAGCUAGGGAGAGCCAGAGGUGCCGGCCUUCCUGACGUGCCAGAGAAUUUAGCCUGGAUCUCCUCUCUUACCUACCAGGACUGGAAAGAGCCAGAAGUGGGUGACCUGAAGCCCUCUGUCUGCUCGAGGAAUUGCCCUGCAUGGAAUUGAGUGCUCGUGGGUUGGCCUCUUAUCAGUCUGGGAGUUAUUUUUGAUAUGUGAAAUGCCAGAUCUUCCAAAUUAGGCUAAAUGCGAUGAAAAUCUCUUAGGAUGAUCUGUGGAGCAUCAGUUUGGGAAGGAUUAUUGAAUUACGCAAGAAAAAAGUGUGUCUCACUUUUUGUUAAUGUUGCUGCCUCAUUGACCUGGGAAAAAUGAAAAAAAAAAAAUAAAGCAAGCAAAUGGUAAGACCCUU